Haliaeetus leucocephalus (bald eagle) is the source of this 2463-nucleotide messenger RNA. It is a transcript of the gene ESYT1, whose product is annotated as extended synaptotagmin-like protein 1. Bases 1 to 2412 code for a protein of 803 amino acids. NCBI's taxonomy places the organism in Eukaryota, Metazoa, Chordata, Aves, Accipitriformes, Accipitridae. The record is from RefSeq and is a predicted model, not a curated record. Gene Ontology annotation, biological process: lipid transport. Gene Ontology annotation, molecular function: lipid binding. The transcript has 26 exons.
AUGGACACGGCCCCCCCACCCCCAACCUCCCUGGUGAGCUUCCCGGAUGUGGAGAGGGCAGAAUGGCUGAACAAGGUCCUGGCCCAGGCCUGGCCCUUUUUCGGGCAGUACAUGGAGAAGCUGCUGGUGGAGAACAUCGCUCCGUCCAUCCGAGCCUCCAACACCCACCUCCAGACCUUCACCUUCACCAAGGUGGACAUGGGCGAGAAGCCUCUCCGGGUCCUGGGGGUCAGGGCUCACCCCGGCGCCCACAAGAAGCAGAUCCUGCUGGACCUCAACAUCAGCUACGUGGGUGAUGUCCAGAUUGACGUGGAGGUGAAGAAGUUCUAUUGCAAGGCGGGGGUGAAAGGCAUGCAGCUCCAUGGGAUGCUGCGGAUCAUCCUGGAGCCCCUCCUCGGGGACGUGCCCAUCGUGGGGGCCCUCACCAUGUUCUUCAUCCGGCGCCCAAUCUUGGACAUCAACUGGACAGGGAUGACCAACCUGCUGGACAUCCCGGGGCUCAGCUCCAUGUCGGACACGAUGAUCAUGGACGCCAUCUCCUCCUACCUCGUCCUGCCCAACCGCCUCCUGGUCCCGCUGGUGCCCGACCUGCACGAAGCCGCCCAGCUCCGCUGCCCCCUGCCCCGGGGCGUGGUGCGGGUGCACCUCCGGGGUGCCCGGGACCUGCGGUCGAAGGACCGGUUCAUGGGGGGGCUGGUGGAGGGCAAGUCGGACCCCUAUGCCGUCCUGCGCGUUGGCACCCAGGUCGUCACCAGCCGCGUCAUCGACGACAACCUCAACCCCACCUGGGACGAGGUCUAUGAGUUCAUCGUGCAUGAGGUGCCAGGGCAGGAGAUGGAAGUGGAGCUCUUUGACAAGGACCCCGACCAGGACGACCUGCUGGGCAGGAUGAAGCUGGAUUUCGGGGAGGUGCUGAAGGCCCGGGUGCUGGACAAGUGGUUCCCGCUGCAGGAGGGGGGCCAGGGACGGCUCCACCUGCGCCUGGAGUGGCUCUCCCUCAUGUCUGACGCCUCCAAACUGGACCAGGUUUUGGAGAGGAACCGGACAAUCGUGGCCAAACCUGAUCCACCAUCAGCCGCCAUUCUGGUUGUGUACCUGGACCGGGCUGAGGACUUGCCCAUGAAGAAGCCGGGCAAGGAGCCCAACCCCAUGGUGCAGGUCUCAGUGCAGGAUGUCACACGGGAGAGCAAGGUGGUCUAUAACACAUCUGCUCCCGUCUGGGAAGAUGCUUUCCGCUUCUUCCUGCACGACCCCGUGAACCAGGACGUGGACAUCCAGGUGAAGGACGACCCCCGCCAGAGCAGCCUGGGCUCCCUCUCGCUGCCCCUCGCCCGCCUGCUCAACUCCCCAGAGCUGACGCUGGACCAGCCCUUCCAGCUCCAGCACUCGGGACCCGGCAGCCGCCUCUACAUGAAGCUGGUCCUGCGGUGGCUGCCACUGGAGGAGGUGAAGUCGGGGCGGCUGCACGUACGGCUGGAGAACCUGGCCCCCAGCCCCAGCGCUGCCCUCCUUGAGCAGGUCCUGCACACCAACAGCCUCCUGCAGCCCGCCCGGGGCGAGGAGCUCUCGGCCGCUCUCCUCUCUGUCUUCGUGGACCGAGCUGCCGACCUCCUGCUCCGGAAGGGCUCCAAGCCAUCCGCCACCUUCGCCAGCCUGGCCGUGCGCGACGUCUCCGUCAAGACCAAGACCUGCACCCCGUCGGCCGAGCCCGUGUGGGAUGAAGGCUUCUCCUUCCUCAUCAAGCGGCCCCACGUGGAGUCACUGGAGCUGCAGGUGAAGGAGGAGGGGGGGCAGCCCCUGGGUGCCCUCAGCCUGCCCCUGCCCCAGCUCCUGGCCUCCGAGGGGCUGGCACUGGACGGCUGGUUCCCGCUGGCUGGAGGGGGUCCCGGCAGCCAGAUCCUGCUGCGGGCGCAGCUGGGGCCCCCAGCCCCGGGCCCCCCCACCAGGGGUCCAGGGUCGGGGGGCCACUGUCCCUCUGCCGCCCCCCGCAGCCACCCCGAGCCGGCGGAGGGUCCCCUGGGGCGGCUGCAGCUCACGCUCUGGUACUACGGGGAAGAACGCAAGCUGGUGGCCAUCGUCCACGCCUGCAGGAAGCUGAGGGCGGUGUCAAAGGAGCUGCCGGACCCCUACGUGUCCCUGGUGCUGCUGCCCGACCGCAGCCGCAGCACCAAGAGGAAGACCAGCGUGCAGAAGAAGACCCUUAACCCCGACUUCAACGAGAGGUUCGAGUGGGACGUGUCCCUUGAGGAAGCCUCACGGCGUAAGCUGGAAGCUAACGUCAAAUCCACUGUGUCCUUCAUGUCACGGGAGAAGGAGGUGCUGGGGAAGAUCCAUCUGGAUCUGGCACAGGUGGAUCUGUCCGAAGGGGGAACCCACUGGUACGAGCUGCGGGACGAGCGGAGCAGCCCCUAGAGCUGGGCCCCUCCCCGGGCCCCCCAGUCCCCACCGUGCCUGGGGCUGUGG